Molecule: messenger RNA, 1806 nt
Organism: Laccaria bicolor S238N-H82
Lineage: Eukaryota; Fungi; Basidiomycota; Agaricomycetes; Agaricales; Hydnangiaceae
Exons: 9
Coding region: 349-1806 (485 amino acids)
Source: RefSeq, a predicted model, not a curated record
CACGUGCGCCUCAAUAAGCUGUACCGAGUUUGUACGCCGUACUCCUUUACCUAGAGCGCUACGAACCGGGGACCCUCAAGAGCUAUCUGAAGACUACUAGAAGGAUUCUUUGCAUUGAGGAUAUUACGUUUGGACUGUUGAGAAUCUCAACCACUUCAUCCUCAAGGUUUUCUGUGGUGUCUCAACUCUCGCCCAACAAGCUCGUAGACCUUUGGCUCUAUAUCAUUACAACUCUCAUAGAUUCACUGGCCGUCUCAGUGUUCUUUCCUGAACCGCGUGGGGUUUUACCAUUGCUUUCAGAAUUAGGGUCUAUCACACCGCCCGCUUCUUUUUGCUCGUUAUUUCACAAUGAUACAACACACAAACGCCCGCCAAUCUAGCGUCGCGAUUGCACCGCUUCGUCAACUCGUCAGCGACAGCCCUGAGCAAUGGGGCUACUGGCUGGGACGCAAACAUUACUCACUCGAGGUCGUCCAGCACCCUCUGCGGGCACGAAUGUGUGGCUUUGGGGAUAAAGAUCGAAGACCGCUCGCUCCAGCAGCCGUGGCAAAAAUGGUUGUCAGACGAGACGACAACAGCAUCGUAGACGUGGACGAUAUGGACUGUUCUUUCUUUCUGGUGACCGUCGAUCUAUGGUCUGAAGAUGGAAAGCAUGAAACCAAUCUUGUCCUGCAUCCGUCAUCGGUGGAUCGUCACAUUCCUCCCCAUUCCUCCACGAAAUCGCGACGGCGGGGGACGAGUUCUUCGGCCCCUCAAUCUCGUGCUCCUGCUAAUCAAACUCCAAGUGGAGGUUCUACUCCCACUCUCUCUCAACAUCGUCCUGGCGAACAGCGCCCGCCUCUCCCACACCCUCACGCUUCUGGUUACAAUAAUCAAGGAUAUGUCACACCACACGCGCCCCAGGUAAAUGAUGCCUUGGGCUUCCCGCCAAGCACACCAUACGGUCCCACACAAGCUGACUCUUCUUGGGGCUAUCCACCACCGCCGCCCGGUGACCGUAGCACCAGCUUCCCGCACCCCACCUUGCCAUCAAUACACACCUUGGGUCGCAGCCCAUCAAGUUCAACCUCGGACCACUGGAAUUCGGAGCCGGAACCGCAAAGCCUUCCAUAUGGGGCCUGGAACACCGACGCCCCCUACCACCCAUCUAUCAGCAGCUACUCGAACUCGCAGGUCGAUCCUUCAGUUCGUAAUCACUCUAAUUCGGAAGGUAUUGAGAACCCGGGAUGGUCUUCAUCUGAAGCCACUUCGCCACAUUCUCAGGCGGACCAUGCCGCCUAUGAAUCCUCGACCUACCACCAUUCUGCUUAUCAUCCUGCACCUACACAUUCUCAGAUGGCACCAGGCACAUGUUCUUCCCAACAUGUUUCAACCGUUCCUCCGCCUCCGAGACAUACAUACACACGUACCCUUGUUGGCCCCCUUUCAGCAAAUGCAUGCCGGUUAUUAGAUGAACAUCGGAAACCUGGGAUUUUCUUCCUUUUCCAAGACUUGUCUGUUCGUACCGAAGGAACGUUCCGGCUUAGGAUGCGUCUUAUGAAUGUUGGAGCCCCACCAGCGCCAGAAGUGGGAGCUGCGCGAGUCCACAAUGAUGUCUCGCCUGUUCUCGCCCAAACAUUUACUGAACAGUUUACCGUUUAUUCAGCUAAACGAUUCCCAGGUGUUCCAGAUACCACCGCCCUCUCCAUCGCGCUCGGGAAUCAAGGACAGAAGCUUCCCCUGGCAUCGGAUGGGCUAAGCGAAGCGUUGGUAGAGGAAUCGUCACGCGUCCAACAAGCGUCGGAGACGCAGUGGUUCAGAGUCUGA